AUGAGGCCUACAACACAGCCCCAGCAGCGAAGUUACCGCCAAGAAGGCUGGCAGUCGGAUGAUCCGUACACAUUAGCUGGUGUAGCAUCCUCCUCGUCAGCUUCGCACGCCAACAUUGCGUUCAUACCACUGCCUACGGCUGCACCAGCACUGCCCCCACCUCAGCUCAACCGCCUGCAACAAUCUUUGGCCUCACCAACACCAUCAUCGAUCUCAUUCCCUUAUAUACACGUUGCUCCAACCUCUUCCAGAGGACCAGCCAUCUUCCAAGCCCGACCGCAGAGCCCCAGUGUUCCACUCAGUCCACAACCACAAGAGCCGUUGAAUCACAUGUCAGCGCAUCGGCCCCAGUCACCUCUACCGCAACGACUAGUAAAUCCUUACGAGCAGAGGGACCUGCCAAAUCCGCAUGAACAGACGCAGCUAGUGAACCCACACGAACGGAGAGAGCAAUCCCUAGCUUCGCCGGCACCGUCUGUCGCUCAAAACUCGAACCGCAACAAUGCUUCCAGGCUCAGCUUUGGGCCAGGAGAUCCGCUGUUCUCAGGUGCCCGUGCACCAUCGGCCGCAUACCCUUCUGAUCGCAGUCCUCAACUGUCUUCAUCACGGAGGCCCACAUCCAUGAUCAGCCCAGUCCCGCAGCCUCUUCAUUCUGCAACACCACCGAUACCUGCAGAGCGAACCAUGUCGAGCGCAUCUACGUAUCUUGUUGCACCGAAUAAACCAAUGAGCACCAGUCCGGCAAUACUCCAGCACCGAAUAGCUGGUCACAAUUCGUCACCAACAGCAUCACAUGGACCAGCACACGAAUUUGACGAUUGUCCAGGCUGUCGUGCCGAAAUCGAAGAUGCAAUCCAGGCUUCCUUGCAAUCUGCUCAGCAGGAAGAGGAGCUCCGACAACGUCAACUUCGCGAGCAAGCUGAGCUCGAUCGCAUUGCUGCAUUGAAAGCAGAAGAGAACGAACGUCAACGCCGUCUCGCACAGGAGGAAGAGCAGCUCUUGCAACAAGCCAUCGAGGACAGCCGACGCGAAGCGGAGAUGCAACUGCAGCGCAAGACGCAGGAGGAAAACUUGCUCCUUGAAGAGUCACGACAAUAUGCUCUACGUCAGCGCGAACAGGACGCACGGCUCGAAGCUGAAAUGCUUGAAGCUGCCAAGCUUGCUUCCGUUUCACAGGAGAAGAAGAGACGCCAGGAGUUCGAUGCGAUGCAGGAAGCUGAACGAGGAGCGCUGCAGCUCAGUUUGCGAGAACAGCAAGAAGAGUGGGAACGCCGUGAAAGUGCGGAGCGCUCUUUGCUCGAGUUCCUUGAUCAAAGAAAUGCAAUUAGCCGCCCUACAACGCCAUCGUCUACGGCAGGUCCUUCCGCGGCAGCAAUGGCAUCGCAGCCACCAGCAGAACUAGCGCCGUCGCUGCAGCAAGCUUCGUCAUUAUCGUCCAAGGCUGGCUUGUUUGGCAACCUCGACGCGGAGUACUGGCGAUUUGCAGGCCAUGACGAGGCUUACCAGCUUGCGCUACAGAUGCACCAAGCUUCGUUCGACGAUGCUCAAACCAACAACUCGCCAGGUCCUUCCAGCUACCGAGUUCGAAGGCCAUUGCCGCAAGCUCCGUCUGCGAGCGGCAGCACUGAUCCGCCUACCAUUUCACCGUCCAAGCUCGACCCACGUCCCAUUGCGAUCCAGCCCGUCAACCUGUACACUGUCGAGGAGGCUCCUCCUCCUGCGUAUACGCAGUCCUCUGAGCAAGGGCAUGGACAAGCAGCUGGUUCGACGUCGCAGUUUGAUGAGAGUGAGGCUGGCCCAUCCACACGAGCCAGUAACGUAUCCGAAGGUCGUUACGACGCAUAUCCACCGGAGAAAGUCUCGUCGCAGCGGUACGAUUCACACGCAUUGCAGAGCCUCAACCAACCGGUUCUUCGGCAGCGGUCAUCCUCCUCAAGCUCGGGUCACAGCCAGAGAUUUGGACGUCUUUCAGAAACCCCUUCUCUUUCGAACGAACCAACCUCCCCUCUUGCAUCUCCAUUGCCUACAAGCUGGGAUGAUUCUUCCCCCGCCCCACCGACGGGCUUGGUCUCGCCGUCGAUUCCUGAUCGUGGAAGUUCGCAGUUCACUCCCGCAUCUAAGCGGUUCAGCCAGUCUAGUGUCUCGCUGAAUUCAGAACAACGAGGUCAGCGCGCACUUGCAGGCAUCGAGUUUGGCCACAGCGACUUGCCCUUUGCGCCCAAGCUCGAUAAGAGUCGCUUGCCUUUUGCUCAGUCUGCAUCAAAAACAGCAUCGAGCUCCUCCUGUUCUACCACUGCCUCGCCGUCCACAGGCAAGGUCCUCUUUCCGGCUUCCAUUGAGCUGGCCAACAUCAUGAAAGCGUCGUCCGGGUCUACUGGCAGUGACAUGCAAAACAGCUCCCCUAGCUGCUUCUUCACCAUCCGAGCUCGGUCCUGGAAGAGCUUGCUUCGGGCCCUCGCUUGGUACGGCAACAGUCGAGUCGAAGCCGCGCCAGAAGAAGUUGCUACGGCAAGCGAUCGACGAGCACGUUGCUUGUUGCGGGUGGAAGUGGAGUUCAUCACGCCCACACGGACGGACUUGGGGUAUGGUGUGGCCGAGUACGCGAAAGCUGCUCAGAAUGGUGUCAUGCCCAAGCAUCCUUGUCCAGCCCAUGUGGCAUUGUGCCUCUCACUGCUGCCUAUUUCGUCGUCCAAGUCCUCAUCCUCUGGUGAAGCUAACGCGUGGCUCAAGUCGGACGAAUACCAAACGAUCAAACGCGAGUCGAGACGGCUGGAUGCCUGGUACGCCAGUAGAGGCUCUAUCAGGAGGCUUGUGCAGCUCCCACGCCAACCCCCCAUGUUGCCAGUAGCGCUAGUUCAGGUCGCACAGCUUCUUCAUGCAUCACACACCUUCAGUGCUGCUUGUCCUUCCACUGGUUCGACGGCUCGUCACUCGCCUCGCGAUCUUCACCACGCCAUCGAGAGACACGACGAGGGCUUUGUGUGCAAGCAAAAGGCCAUGCUAGCUGCUGGAACCGCUUUAGCUACCCAGUCUGGCGCUCUGGCUUCUACUACGUCGCUCACCUUGGCAAACCCUUGCUCGAGUACGCAGGGUGGAGGUCGGAACUCUAGCUCGACCGACCUCCAUCGGGAUCCGGACGAAGAUGAUGAUCUAGAUGAUGACGACGAAGAGCUUGACUUCAAUGAUUACAACAUGCUCGAGAACGGUUUGGCUGCCAACGGAUCGUUUGAUGCGCAGGACAGGAUUCUCAUGGGCAGACGUCAGCGGCUCAAAGCGAAAGUCAAACGUCGUCUUGCCAAGCGCAACUCGGACGGCAGGGUCGUUGACGAAGACCUAGCCACCUGGAUCACACCUUUCGACCUGUCGCAACAUGGCUAG
Ustilago hordei is the source of this 3378-nucleotide messenger RNA. RefSeq lists its product as uncharacterized. Bases 1 to 3378 code for a protein of 1125 amino acids. The transcript has a single exon. NCBI's taxonomy places the organism in Eukaryota, Fungi, Basidiomycota, Ustilaginomycetes, Ustilaginales, Ustilaginaceae. The record is from RefSeq and is a predicted model, not a curated record.